This is a messenger RNA of Cotesia congregata, 210 nucleotides long. The record is from the annotation of a GenBank genome assembly. Lineage: Eukaryota; Metazoa; Arthropoda; Insecta; Hymenoptera; Braconidae.
AUGCCGGCUAACGACACCAAGUGGGUCAAGUUCGGUGACAUUAAUAAUAUAGUGUUUUUGGGCAAAGAUAUAAUAGCUUUGUCUUCCGGUUACCAUAUAUUGUUUGUUAAUCUGAAUACCAAGUAUGAAAAAAUUGAAAAGUUUGAUAACAAGGAUCGAGGCGAUGGAAUUUCUUCUUUCUCUGGACAUCCGACACAGAAAAAAGAAUAG